This is a messenger RNA of Stereum hirsutum FP-91666 SS1, 1053 nucleotides long. RefSeq names its product Rad1-domain-containing protein. The transcript is spliced from 10 exons. Gene Ontology annotation, cellular component: checkpoint clamp complex. The record is from RefSeq and is a predicted model, not a curated record. Gene Ontology annotation, biological process: DNA damage checkpoint signaling; DNA repair. Bases 1 to 1053 code for a protein of 350 amino acids. NCBI's taxonomy places the organism in Eukaryota, Fungi, Basidiomycota, Agaricomycetes, Russulales, Stereaceae.
AUGUCUCAACCCGUCCCCGAAGAAGAGGAUGAGAAACUCCCUCCGGUACUCAUAGCCUCUAUUCAUGACAUUCGAUAUUUCUCCGCUCUUCUUCGAGGUGUAAGCUUCGUGAACCGUGCUACAGCAACGGUCACCCAAAGUGGCUUGGUCGUCACGGUCGAGGAGGCACGAACUUUACUAGCAACUGCCUACGUCUUCUCCGACAUCUUCGAUGAAUAUACAUAUACCCCGCCUCCCGUCUCCGCUUCUCAGCCAGGACCAUCACAAGCUGACUCCGAAUCCGACCCCGAGGACCCAGCGACUGCACUCGAAAUACCUCUCACUACUCUCAUCGAAUGCUUGAACAUAUUUGGGACAGCUGGCUCAACCGCUGCUAGCACGGCGUCAAAGACGAAAAAAUGGCAUCGUGCAGAAGACGAGUCAGACCCUGGUGACGGUGGUGGUUCUGGCGGAGCAGCUUCAGGAAAGGGGCGAAUUGACUCAUUCUUCAGCGCAGGCGCUCUUCAUAGAGCAGAGGAUACUUCAGGCCCAACUGCAACCUGCGAGAUCACGACAUACGCUGCAGAACCACACCUCGACCUCCCGUUCGAUACUGAGAACACCGUUCUGAAAGUCAUCCUAAAGUCGUCCUGGCUUCGUGACGCUCUUUCGGAGGUCGAUCCAUCAUGCGACAAACUGACAUUUCUAGGCAAUCCCCCUCCACCUGUUGGGCAGGCUGGAAAUGCCCAACCACGCGCAGUCCCACAAACCUCCAAGCCAAUGCUUCGCAUCCAAAUUUUAGGUGCAUUUGGCAGCACAGAGAUGGACUACCCAAAUGACAGAGAGGUCCUUGAAACGUUUGAAUGCGCUGAACCGGUCAAAUUCAGCUAUCGGUUUGGCCACAUAUCACGUACCCUUCGUGCACUUCAAAACUCUACCAAGACCUCACUGCGUAUAGACCGAGAAGGACUCCUCGCACUCCAAUUCUUGAUGCCAUCGCCGAAGCCCAGAGGUGGUACCAGUGAUGCUUUCAUCGAGUUCAGGUCUCUGCCCCUGGAUGAAAGUGCCGUCUAG